AGAGCCCCGGGAGCAAUGGCCGAGACGCAGGAGCUGCUGUUGCAGCUGCAGAAGGACAACCGCGACGGACGCCUGCGGAAGCAGGAGCUGGAGGAGCUGGUGCGCGGGCUGGAGGCCGAGAGCGAGAGCCUCACCGGGUGCCUGCAGGAGCUGCGCGAGCGCGAGCGCAGCCUGAAGCGGAGGGCCCAGGCGGCGCGGGCCCUGCGAGGGGAGGCACACCAGGCGGCGCGGGAGCGCGCGGAGCGGGCGCGUGGACUGCUGGAGGCUGCGGAGCAGCACAAGCUGGACCUGGAGCAACACAACCGGCAGCUGCAGGAGCAGUGGGAGGAGCUGUCAAGUCAGCUCUUCUAUUACGGAGGGGAACAACCGAAUAAGCAGCGCGCAGAGCAGCAAUUCGGGGCCCAAGUGGUGGCGUUGCAGAAACAGCUGGAGCUGGUGGAGGCCAAGUUCGUCCGGCAGGCGGAGGGCCUGCGGCAGGGUGCGCAGCGGACGGAGGAGGCCUGGGCGAGCUUCCAGGAGCAGAGCGCGGUCCUGCAGGUGCCGCCCCCUCCACUGCGACCUCCUUCCCGCUUCCGCCAGAGCUGCGGCGCCCCCGCCCCGCCCCGCCCCGCCCCGGGAGGUCUCCUCCCCGGGUCUGAGGCCUCGGUGCCCCCUCCAGGAGCUGCAGGGGAAGGUGAUGGAGGCGGUGGCUGCCCUGGACGCCUGGCGCGGCGGCCCGGAACUGAGCAGCGGCUGUUGGGCGGCGCGGGCGCGGCGGGCAUCAGGCUGUGGGCACUGGGCGCGCUGAAGAUGCUGCUGCUGCUCCCGCUCGGCUUCCUGGCGCUGCAGCUCCUCUACCUGGUGCUGGCGAACCCCGCCGCCUUCCGCCGGGGGCUCCCGCGCCUCGGCCCGGACGCCGCGCUCCGCCGCCUGCGCUACACGCUGUCCCCGCUGCUCGAGCUGCGCGCGCGCGGGCUGCUGCCCGCCUAGGGAGCAUCACGCUGGCCGCGGCCGCCUGCACCUCGGUCUCCCGUGUGGUUUCUGGGCGCUUGGGGGAGUCCUGUGUUGCGCGGGGCUCAGCGACCGGCCCUGGCACCUCGGGCUCCGCGGGCGCCGCGCCUUCCAGGCGGACCUCGCGUCCCGAGAGGCCGAGCAGGGCGCGCCCGCGCCCGGGGCUCGCGGCCAGCGCUCCCGGGAGGCCCUUGGCUGCAGCCCCUGCGGCUGCGCCGGCGCCAACUCGGAAGUUGGUCAGAAUCGUAGCGGGAAACUUGCUUUUUCCCUGCUCGCGAGCCUGAGCGGAGGGCUGCGCGGGGGUGCCCGGCAGGCCCUCUCCGCGGCGGGCUGUGAUCCCCUCGGCCCGGCCGCGGGGCUCCUUGGGUCCCGCGCGGCCCGGCGUCUGGCGGGGCGGCAGUCCCCCGGGUACCCCUGGCGCUGCGGGAGUCCGAGCCUCGCUGGGCGUGCGCGCUCACGACUGCGGGCUUCGCGGGAAAUCGUCGCUUCGCUUCUGUGAAACGCUCUGCUUAGUGGAAACGGUGACCUUUGAGUUUGUCUCGUACAAAUCCUACUUUUAUUAUUUACGGUUUUUUGGUAGUGAAGUUGUUCUGUGUAUCUCCUUGUGCACACAGACAUGGGUUUUUGCUAUGGCCUUUAAACAAUCGUUUUUUUGUUGAUUUGUAGGUGUUCUUUAGUCUUUUUUGGGUUAAAUUGUUUAUAGAAUCCUGCGUAUCAAAUUUUAUCGGAUUUAAGAAUUGUGCUUUGGGUCCUAAAAAAUCCAUUCUUGCCUGGAAGUCAUAAAGAUGUCAUACUCUAACUCCUUUCAAUUGGUGUAAACAUUUUGUUUAUCCAUUCAUUGUAACAUUUUGUUGAUAAACAUUGUGUUUGUUGAUUCAGCCUUUGGUGGACAUUUGGGUCGUCCCCCCCGUGUCAGUAAACACUUCUGUGAACACUGGUGCACGAGCGUCUGAGUCCCCGCUUCCGCUUCUCUUGGGGGUAUUCCCGGAAGUGGAAUUGCUGUACAUUGGUCAUUCUGUGUUAAAUUUGCUGAGGGACUGCCAUACCGUUCCCCACAGUGGCUGCACCAAGUUACAUUUCCACCAGCAGUACACAAGGGUUCUAAUUUCUCCACAUCCACCUCACAUUUGUUGUUUUCUGUUUUUUGUUUUUGUUUGUUUUUAAUAAUAGCCAUCCUAGUGGGUGUGAUUUUUUGCUUUGAAUUUUUAGGCAUUGCAUUCUCUAAUUUAAUUUUUAUAAUUUAUAAUUACAAAGUCAAAUCCACAAAACAAGGCGUCUUAGGGAAGUCUAGCUUUUAUUCCUGGGCCCUCCACCCUGUUGCCCCCACCCCACUUAGAAGCAGCAUUUGGUUUUGUUAAUGGACUCCUUCUUCCCCGUAACUAAGUGAAAUAGCAUCGCAGCCUCUCAGAUGCACAGCGCACUGCCAGGACCUGUCUGCCCUCCUUCAGCACCUGGCUCUGCACAGUGUGGUGCGUGGAUGUGUCGUUCACUCAGCGGUAUGGUGUGGCUGCAUUCCCAUGCUUUGCUAUUACAAACAGUACCUCAGCGAGGACCCUUCUGCGAACCUCCUUUUGUAUUUUGUCAGAAAAUCUUUGAGACUGAUUCCUGAAAGUGAGGUUGUGAGCCAAAGGGUGACCACAUACAUGAUAGUGCUAGAUACUGCCCAGGACCCCCUUGGGGUUGGACUGUUUUGCAUUCCCACCAUCAGUGGGUUUGAGGGUCCUUUUCCCCACAGCCUCGCCCAUGGUGCAUAUUGUCACCUUGGGAUUUUUGUCAGUCUGAUGGGUGAGAAAUGGCACUUCCAUAAAACUCUAAUUUUCAUUUCUCUUACCAUCAAGGUUGAGCAUAAUUUUUAAAGGCCAGUGGCCUUUCUUUUUCUAUGAACUAUUCAUAUCAUUUGCUCAUCUUAAAAAUAUAGAACUUGGGGCUGGCCCCUGUGG
Molecule: messenger RNA, 2930 nt
Organism: Equus quagga
Lineage: Eukaryota; Metazoa; Chordata; Mammalia; Perissodactyla; Equidae
Gene: TMEM191C
Product: transmembrane protein 191C
Exons: 8
Coding region: 16-969 (317 amino acids)
Source: RefSeq, a predicted model, not a curated record